Triplophysa rosa is the source of this 3403-nucleotide messenger RNA. RefSeq names its product ubiquitin specific peptidase 1 (gene usp1). The record is from RefSeq and is a predicted model, not a curated record. Gene Ontology annotation, molecular function: cysteine-type deubiquitinase activity; cysteine-type endopeptidase activity. Gene Ontology annotation, biological process: protein deubiquitination; regulation of DNA repair. Lineage: Eukaryota; Metazoa; Chordata; Actinopteri; Cypriniformes; Nemacheilidae. Gene Ontology annotation, cellular component: nucleus; cytosol. The transcript has 9 exons. The coding region runs from base 140 to 2482 and encodes 780 amino acids.
ACUAGUCGAAAAAGCGCCAAGUUCCACAGUAAACGGGCUUGUCAGAUUGUUUACCUUUGAUACGAAAGUGCGUAUUUUGGAUAUAUUUUUUGCGAAAAUGUAAUUUCUUCCGAAUAAAUCCAAAUAGUGAGUGGUUAAAAUGUCCGAAGUGCAGUGUGAAGGUGGUGGGGUGGCUGCCGCAAGCAGUCCAGGGAAGAAAAGCAAACUCUCUCUGAAGUUCUUCCAGAAGAAGGACACCAAACGGGCCCUGGACUUCGAGACCCCAGCGGAGGAAAACAGCGCCGCUGAACCAGAAGAGGCUACGAAUCAUGAACAGGUCGCGCUUACGUCUUGCCCUCCAAUUCCUCUAACAUGUGAGAAGCGAGAGUGCCUGGUCCCUUUUGUUGGUCUUAAUAAUUUAGGGAACACCUGCUAUCUGAACAGCAUCCUUCAGGUCUUGUAUUACUGCCCUGGUUUCAAAGAGGCCAUCAGAUCUUUAUGUGAUUUGGCUAAACUGAAAGACAAACAAGAAGAUGGUGUCAAAAAUGAGGAGAACUGUAGAGAGAACAUACCUGCUCAUAUGGAGUUGCUGGGCAGUUUCCACAGCCUCAUCUCAUCUGUGGAACAGCUACAGUCCAGCUUUCUCCUUAACCCAGAAAAAUACAGCGACGAAGAGCUGGCCACACCACCCCGCAGGCUGCUUAACACUCUCAGGCAGCUAAAUCCUAUGUACGAGGGCUACCUGCAGCACGAUGCACAGGAAGUACUGCAGUGCAUCCUUGCAAACAUCCAGGAAGCCUGUGACACCAUUAAAAAAGAUCAAGGAGACCAAAAAGAUGCCACUGAGAGCAACGGAACUGGUGAGUCCACCCACGAGGAGGACGGGAACGCUGAUGGUCAGCUGAGUGGAAAGAGAAAGAGUGACACAGAAGCGGGCAAUGCUAAAAAGAAGCCAAAGUCUCGGAGCAAGUCCAAGAAAAGCGCGGAAAGCGCGCCUAUGACCCGAUCGAAACGAAAGUCCUCCAGUGAUAUAACCACAGAGAGUUCUCUUACCGACCAGAAAGAUGCAGAUGAGCAAAGGGAAAAAGAGCAAGAGAAUGAGAGAGGGAGCACGGCAGAGGAAGAGAAGAUCGACAGUUCCCCUAAAGAGGUAGGCAAGAGGACAAGGAAAGGGAAGCUUGGCUGGUUGAAGCCAUCUGGGAAGCAGCCCAGCAUCUUCUCAAAGUUCCGCAGCAUGGGACGAAUUACUUCACAUGUUGGAGGGAAAGAGGAGAGCAAAGAGAAAUUGAACUGUAGUGCUCAAGAGAAGCAGAAGAAGGAUACAAUAAAAACUGGGAGGACAGCUCAGGAAAUUCAAGUUCUGGAAAAGAAAGAGGAGCGAUCAGGCCUAGAUGUGCUGAAGUGGAUGUUCCAGGGUCAGCUGGUGCUGCGGACACGGUGCCUGGAAUGUGAGUGUUACACAGAGAGAAGGGAGGACUUUCAAGACAUCAGCGUGCCUGUGCAGGAGGACGAGACCAGCUGCUCUGACUCCAGUUCUGAGAUUUCUCCAGAUCCCAAGCCCGAGCUGAAAACUCUGAAGUGGGCCAUUUCUCAGUUUGCCUCUGUGGAGCGAAUUGUGGGUCAGGAUAAAUAUUUCUGUGAGAACUGUCAUCACUACACAGAAGCUGAGAGAAGUCUUCUGUUUGACAAAACCCCAGAAGUUGUCACAAUCCAUUUGAAAUGCUUUGCUGCCAAUGGCUCAGAGAUGGACCCAUAUGCCGGCCUUUCUAAGGUGAACACGCCUCUGCAGACUCCUCUUAGACUCUCACUUCACGAGUGGUGCAUUCAACCCGAUUCUCCAGACCAGAGCCAUCAGUACGAGCUCUUUGCUGUGGUCAUGCACAGCGGAGUAACUAUCAGCAGCGGCCAUUAUACCACUUACAUCCGUAUGAUGGAUCUCCAUCAAACCAAUCUCAAGCCGCAGCCUCAGGAUGAAGAAAAUGAGCAAGAGGAAACUAAACAUCAGAAGACAGAUGAGGUACCUCAGACUGACUAUGAUGAUGGAGAGGUGUCUUUUAGCUUGUCUGGCAGGGGAAAAAACGUGACAAACCGGGCCAGCGUCACGAGGAUGUCCAGCAAAGCAGGCAGCAAGAGGUGCUCAGAGGGUGUUGGGCUCCUAGGAGGACAGAGGAGCAUCACCAGUUACGAGUUAGGCAACAGCAAGCAGACCAAUCCUGAUAAGGCUUCCAGCUUGACCAGUCGUGCCUCCAGUACUGUACUUCAGAACGCUGGAGUGAAGAAAGAAAUGGAGGAAGAGGGAGUUGAUGCUUUGGGUGAGGGGACUCAGGUAAGCUUUGACUCGGCUCUGCGGAACCUUUUGGACUUUGAGGGAAAGUGGAUGUUGUUUGAUGACUCUGAAGUGAGACUAUUUGAAGAGGAGUACUUUCUCCGAGCUUGUUCCUCCGAGACGUGCUCCACCUCUACACCAUACCUGCUCUUCUACAAAAGAGUCUCUCAGCCAUAACAGGCCAUUGGAUAUGGACAGGAAUUGUGGCAUUACACUGGUCCAUUCAGAUCUGUGGUUUUACUGUUAGGAUGUAGACAAUAAAGUAUUUUUGCUGAUUAUUAGACAAGUUAGGAUAUUACGUAUGCUUGUGUAACAGAUGUCAGUCAGUGUAAAAGCAGAGCAAAGCUGCGUUUGUUACCAUUUAUAUAUGUAUGAGUUUUGUCUCACUAUUUUUGUACUUUACUCCAUGUAUGUUGUGCUUUUCCUCACGCAAACGCACCUUGGCACUUACUGUAGUGCAUGUGACAGAUUUUUCUGUACAUUCAACCAUUCCUUUCAGAUGACUCUGAAUGGCACAAAAUGAUCUUGUGCAUUCAUGAUUUUUAAAACCAAUUAAUUUUUGAUUGUGUGAGUUUUUUCUUGAAGUUUAAAUUCAAAUGUUUGACCCUUUUUUCUGACUAAUAGGUCACUUUCACUUCACUUUUUUGGAAUAUAUUAAUUUGGAAACCCAAAAUUUAAACAUGGUUGUCACAUUUUGGGUGUCACAUGGCAAAGACAAUGCUGUAGUGUUGAAAUCAGAUUUUUUGUUUGCAAACACUGCAUUACAUGUACUCUGUACUUCAGCAGUUAAGCUUAACCAAUUUUCAAAGUAUAAUUGACUAUAUGAGCACAGGAAUAAAGCAACUUAUCUUUCUAGUUUCUAUAAAUCAUACCUCAUUCCAGUCAAAGAAGCUUUUUUGCCUUUUCCACAUGUAAGCAGGUUUGGGUUUCUGCUAAUACAGUUAGAUCUGAUAGCAAUAAAACAUUCUUGGAAAUUAUUGGGAACAUUACUAUAGUCUGUCUGAGGACAGAGGUAUUAGUUUAUAUGUAAAAAAAACUAUUUUAUUUCAUAUUUGGCUGUGUAGAUUAUUUACCACAUUAAAACACCAGCAUAUAAAA